Messenger RNA from Emys orbicularis (European pond turtle), 1194 nucleotides. It is a transcript of the gene LHX9, whose product is annotated as LIM homeobox 9. Bases 1 to 1194 code for a protein of 397 amino acids. The transcript has 5 exons. The record is from RefSeq and is a predicted model, not a curated record. NCBI's taxonomy places the organism in Eukaryota, Metazoa, Chordata, Testudines, Emydidae. Gene Ontology annotation, biological process: regulation of transcription by RNA polymerase II; neuron differentiation. Gene Ontology annotation, molecular function: DNA-binding transcription factor activity, RNA polymerase II-specific; RNA polymerase II transcription regulatory region sequence-specific DNA binding. Gene Ontology annotation, cellular component: nucleus.
AUGGAAAUAGUGGGGUGCAGAGCAGAAGAAAAUACUUGUCCUUUCCGUCCCCCAGCCAUGCUUUUCCACGGGAUCUCCGGAGGCCACAUCCAAGGAAUCAUGGAGGAGAUGGAGAGGAGAUCCAAGACCGAGUCCCGCCUGGCCAAAGGCGGACAGAUGAACGGCCGGGAAACGAACAUGCCCCCAAUGAGCCCCGAGAAGCCUGCUUUGUGUGCUGGUUGUGGAGGGAAGAUCUCAGACAGAUAUUACCUGCUGGCUGUUGACAAACAAUGGCACCUCAGGUGUCUCAAAUGCUGUGAAUGUAAACUGGCUUUGGAGUCAGAACUCACCUGCUUUGCCAAGGACGGCAGUAUUUACUGCAAGGAGGAUUAUUACAGAAGGUUCUCCGUGCAGAGAUGUGCCCGCUGCCACCUUGGGAUCUCAGCCUCUGAAAUGGUCAUGAGAGCCAGGGAGUCGGUUUAUCACUUGAGCUGCUUCACCUGCACCACAUGCAACAAGACUCUGACCACAGGCGAUCACUUUGGCAUGAAGGACAACCUGGUUUACUGCAGGGCCCAUUUCGAGACCCUUUUGCAAGGCGAAUACCCGCCUCAGUUGAGCUAUACUGAGCUGGCUGCCAAGAGCGGAGGGCUGGCACUGCCUUACUUCAAUGGCACUGGCACAGUCCAGAAAGGGAGGCCCAGGAAGAGAAAAAGCCCAGCUCUAGGAGUGGACAUCGUCAGUUACAACUCAGGUUGUAAUGAGAAUGAGGCAGAUCACCUGGACAGAGACCAGCAGCCUUACCCCCCUUCCCAGAAGACUAAGCGCAUGCGCACUUCCUUCAAACACCACCAGCUCCGCACCAUGAAGUCCUACUUUGCUAUCAACCACAACCCAGAUGCCAAGGACCUCAAGCAGCUUGCCCAGAAAACGGGCCUGACCAAGAGAGUUCUGCAGGUUUGGUUCCAAAACGCAAGAGCCAAAUUCAGAAGGAACCUUUUGCGGCAGGAGAAUGGGGGUGUCGAUAAAGCUGAUGGCACGUCACUUCCGGCACCGCCCUCAGCAGACAGCGGCGCUCUCACUCCACCCGGCACUGCGACCACUUUAACAGACCUGACCAAUCCCACUAUCACUGUAGUGACAUCAGUGACCUCUAACUUGGACAGCCACGAAUCCGGGAGCCCCUCACAAACUACCUUAACGAACCUUUUCUAA